AUGCCUGAAGAUUGUGUGCAAAGAAUCAUCAAGGUAGGGAAGAAAAGCCUACCAUCUGUUCUGACCAGAGGGAUGGAGAUAGAUGUCAAUUCUACCACGAUCACUGAAGAUGAUUGGAGAAAUUCUAUCAUGACUUACUUACAAUAUCCAACUCUGCCCUCUGAAAAGAGAGUCAGAAUCAUGGCUAUGAACUACCUUAUGUGGAAUGAAGAUUUGGUCCGAAAAAGCAAGGAUGAGGUACUAUUAAGGUGCCUCGGAAGGAAAGAAUACAUGAAAGUCAUGGGAGAGAUUCAUGAAGGGAUCUGUGGAGCCCACCAAGGAGGAAGAAAAAUGUGCUGGUUAAUCAGGAGAUAUGGCUAUUUCUGGCCAACCAUGAUGAAAGAUUGCAUUGACUAUUCCAAAGGUUGUGAGUCUUGUCAAAGGCACGGCCCAAUCCAGCAGGCUCCUUCAGUUCCCAUGAAUCCAGUGGUAAAGCCAUGGCCUUUUAGAGGAUGUGCAAUGAAUCUCAUUGGUAAGAUCUAUCCAACCAGCAGCCAGCAACACUGUUUUAUUAUUGUUGCUACAGACUAUUUCACCAAGUGGGUGGAAGCCAAGCCUGUUAAAUCCACUACAUCUCAAGAGAUCAUCACCUUCAUAGAAGAACAAAUUAUACAGAGGUUUGGCAUUCCAAAAUCAAUCACAACUGAUAGGGGAUUUUCUUUCAUAUCUGGAGAGAUGCUGGAUAUGGUAGAGGCAUUCAAAUUCAGGCUACUUCAAUCCACUCCCUACUAUGCUCAAGCUAAUGGACAUUAUCAGAAAAAUAAUCAUCAACAUUAUCAGAAAAACGCUUGA
This is a messenger RNA of Prunus armeniaca (apricot), 831 nucleotides long. The record is from the annotation of a GenBank genome assembly. Lineage: Eukaryota; Viridiplantae; Streptophyta; Magnoliopsida; Rosales; Rosaceae.